AUGAACCAACAACAACCCAAAGCAAUCCUCUUCGACCUCCUCACCGGCCUCCUAAACAGCUGGUUAAUCUGGGACACCGUAAUUCCCACCGCAGAACGCACUGUGACAGACGGCCAAACCUGGCGCAAACAAUACCUCCACCUCGCCUUUUCCUGCGGCCCCUACAAACCCUACGAAGACCUCGUCCACCAAGCCGCCGUGAACGUGGGGCUAUCUCAGACCUGCGCAGCAGCACUCCUAGACCGGUACGAUGAGAUUGGAGAUAAUCCCUGGCCAGAGGUUCCGGAGGUCUUGGCGAGGUUACAAGCGAAGGGGUAUAAACUAGGUGUUGUCACGAAUAUCUCGCAUGAAUUGGGGUUGAGGACGGUGAGGAAUGUUGAGGGGUUAGUGAGGGAGCGGACUGGGGUAAAGGAGUUUGCGUUUGAUGCGGUGGUGACGGCGGAGGAGGCUGGGUAUUAUAAGCCGGAGCAGAAGCCGUAUCGGGAUGGGUUGAGGAAGUUGGGUGUUGGGGCUGAGGAGGCGUUAUUUGUGGCGGGGAGUCCUUCGGAUAUUACGGGGGCGACGAGGGUGGGGAUGAGAGUGGUUUGGAACAAUCAUAUUGGGCUUGCGAGGAGGGAUAAUGCAUUGCCGUUGAAGGAGGGAAAGUCGUUGGACGAGGCGUUAGAGGACUUUCUACAUUGA
This is a messenger RNA of Lithohypha guttulata, 681 nucleotides long. RefSeq lists its product as uncharacterized. The transcript has a single exon. Bases 1 to 681 code for a protein of 226 amino acids. NCBI's taxonomy places the organism in Eukaryota, Fungi, Ascomycota, Eurotiomycetes, Chaetothyriales, Trichomeriaceae. The record is from RefSeq and is a predicted model, not a curated record.